UUUCUUUGAUCGACUGAAGGAUACCACGUCAUUUGUUCUAGGAAUCGCCAUUUCCUAAUUCUCAGUCAGUCCUCGCUUCCGGCUUCCCUCCCAACCCCAACUCGCACGCCAAGAAUUCUAGAAUCUCUCUCCUCUCCUCUCCUCUCCUCUCUUUAAGAGGGGAUACAGAGUAGGGAAGAGAGAGAGAGGGCAGAGAGCGAUGAACGCGGCGGCGGCGGCGGCGCGGAAGGCCGCGGGCGGCGGCAUGGCGCGCGCGCCGGCGCUGGUGCUAGCGCUGGUGGCGGCGGGGGCGUUCCUGAUCUCCUACAACUUCUUCGCCAUGCUGUUUCGCGGCGGCGGCGGCGGAAUAGGCGGCGCGGCGGCGUCCUCGGGGACGAGGGACCCUGUGGUGGCCAUGCCGGCGUGGAUGCGCGAGGCGGCGGACACCGAGGCGCGGCGGCGGCCGUUCCAUGUGGCGCUCACGGCCACGGACGCGCCCUACAGCCGGUGGCAGUGCCGAGUCAUGUACUUCUGGUACAAGCGGAUGCAGGCGCGGCCGGGCGGGGAGGCCAUGGGCGGCUUCACGCGCGUGCUGCACUCGGGAAAGCCCGACGGGCUCAUGGACGAGAUCCCCACCUUCGUCGUCGACCCGCUGCCCGCUGGCAAGGACCAUGGAUACGUGGUCUUGAAUAGACCGUGGGCAUUUGUGCAGUGGCUUCAGAAAGCAAAGAUUGAAGAAGAGUAUAUACUAAUGGCAGAACCAGAUCAUAUAUUUGUGAAACCUUUACCAAAUUUGGCCCAUGACGAUGAUCCAGCAGCAUUUCCCUUCUUUUACAUUACACCAUCAGAACAUGAACAAAUUAUCCGGAAAUACUAUGCCAAAGAAAGAGGUCCUGUCACAGAUAUUGAUCCUAUUGGAAAUUCUCCUGUAAUCAUUAAGAAGACACUUCUUGAGAAGAUUGCCCCCACAUGGAUGAAUGUGUCAAUUCAAAUGAAAGAGGAUGAAGAGACAGAUAAAAUUUUUGGAUGGGUGCUGGAAAUGUAUGCAUACGCUGUUGCUAGCGCAUUGCAUGGGGUUCAGCAUAUCCUUCGUAAAGAUUUCAUGAUCCAGCCACCCUUUGAUACAAAGCUCGGGAAUACAUUUAUAAUCCACUUCACUUAUGGAUGUGACUAUUCACUAAAGGGUGAACUGACCUAUGGGAAAGUUGGUGAAUGGCGAUUUGACAAAAGAUCAUUCCCAGAUGGGCCACCACCAAGAAAUUUUACAUUGCCCCCUCCUGGAGUCCCAGAAAGUGUGGUUACUCUAGUAAAAAUGGUCAAUGAAGCUAGUGCAAACCUACCUCGGUGGGAUGAUGGAAUAUAAACUUUGGCUGAUGUCAAUUAUACCUUAGGUUCCUUUGAUUUGCCCCUUGUAUAUGGGGAAUAUCAAAGUAUCAGGUGCAGUCGGCUGUUUGGUUUAUGCCCAAAAUAGCUGCUUGCACUCGCACACCAUACCUGAUAGAAGACGAUACAGAAUUAUCUCAUUGUACUUUUUAGAAAAAGAAAAGUAAGUUGGCACCCACAGUUUUCCAUUUAAUUAUCUUGUAACUGUUGCUCACCGCUGAAAAUCUCAAUACAAGUUUUUUUAUCCUAAUAAAGUUUAAGUCAUUUUAACCUUCUCA
Messenger RNA from Sorghum bicolor (sorghum), 1640 nucleotides. RefSeq names its product hydroxyproline O-arabinosyltransferase 3. The transcript has 8 exons. NCBI's taxonomy places the organism in Eukaryota, Viridiplantae, Streptophyta, Magnoliopsida, Poales, Poaceae. The coding region runs from base 200 to 1342 and encodes 380 amino acids. The record is from RefSeq and is a predicted model, not a curated record. Gene Ontology annotation, molecular function: glycosyltransferase activity.